Messenger RNA from Notothenia coriiceps (black rockcod), 3892 nucleotides. RefSeq names its product SLIT-ROBO Rho GTPase-activating protein 3-like. The transcript is spliced from 2 exons. The coding region runs from base 334 to 762 and encodes 142 amino acids. NCBI's taxonomy places the organism in Eukaryota, Metazoa, Chordata, Actinopteri, Perciformes, Nototheniidae. The record is from RefSeq and is a predicted model, not a curated record.
AGGGUAAGACUACGGUCAGAUGGAGCUGCAAUCCCUCGUCGUCGGAGUGGUGCAGAGACCCACAGCCCAACCAGAGGGGCCGACACCCCGCCACGGGCUGCAGCCUGUCCCAGCAGCCCCCACAAGGUUUCCAUCAGCAAGGGGCGUAUUGAGAGCCCAGAAAAGAGGCGCAUAGGCACCUUUGGCAGUUCAGGAAGCAUCAACUACCCAGAAAGGAAGGCCUAUCCUGAGGGCCACCCUCUGAGACCGGUGCCUGGGGCCACUCGCCACAGCAGCCUCGGGGACCACAAAUCACUUGAGACUGAAGCUCUGGCUGAUGACAUAGAGAAGACUAUGAAUACAGCGCUUCAUGAGCUCCGGGAGCUGGAGCGGCAGAACACGGUAAAGCAGGCUCCUGAUGUGGUGCUGGACACUCUGGAGCCCAUGAAGAACCCGGUGAGCUCUGAGCCCGGCAGCCCUCUGCACACCAUCAUGAUCCGUGACCCGGAUGCAGCCAUGCGCCGCAGCAGCAGCUCCACAUCCGAGAUGAUGAGCACUUUCAAACCCGCUCUCUCCGCACGGAUGGCUGGGGCUCAGCUGCGCCCCCCACCCAUGAGGCCGGUGCGCCCCCCUCCCACCCAGCACCGCUCCAGCAGCUCCAGCUCUUCAGGGGUCGGCAGCCCUGCUGUGACUCCCACUGAGAAGAUGUUUCCCAGUAACAGUACAGCUGCUGUUAGCGUGGGUACAUCCAGUGAUGCUGGAGAUAAGUCCGGUACCAUGUAGCAAAGGUAGAAUCUGCAAGGUGGUCAGGUUGUAAAGCUUGAAGUGUGGGAAAAGCUUAUGGAAAUGAGUGCUGAUGUGUGAGAAGCAGAUAUGGAUAUUUUCCUCUGUUUUCCGCCUGACUUAAUUCAUAUAUUCAGGAAGCUCUUGAAGCAACCCUACAAUAUGUUGCCAUGGGGAUAAAGCGGUGAAAGAAGCUGUAGAGGUGUGAUAGCGCAAAGCUCAAUUCUCUUUGAAUCUUGAUCCAACUGGAGAAAAUGUUUAUAAGAAUACAUGUAAUUCAGUUUUACCUCGGUUUAAAAAUAAAGAAUCUCUGGCCAUAUUCUCGUUUCAGAGAUAAAAUGGAUGCAAGUGAAGCAAUACUUGUGUAACAUUUAGUAUUGCUUUGUACCGAGCACACAUUGUCCAGCUGACGUUUGAUUUACUCCUUCUGAAGUGUAUGAAGCACCUCAUCUGGACAAUGUCAACAUUCAGGCUAAAAUACCAUGUCUGCUUACCAUUGAGGUCACAUGCUUUAUGGCUGUACAUACAAACUUACUUGAAGUACCCAUGCUUUCUGUUUGUACUAUAAUAGAGUGGAUGUUAAGCAAAGUAGCCCCUUAGAGACAUUCUAUACUUCUGCAUGCUGGGUUUGGGUCAAAUUAGCAAAACAUUAAGACUUGCAUCAUUUAGAAAUGUGUAAUGAUGUGGGACUUUCUUAUUUCCUCAUUGUAAGAAUAAGAAAUCAGUUUGAAACUAGUUUGAAACCUAAACCUCAAGAAGAAAAAUUCAGAUGUACACAUAUUUGAUUAAGAAACACAUGGCGAACUCUCAGUGUUACGUUUUGAACCUGCCAGGUGUGGGGUACUCUAGAUGUUGUACCUAAAUCAUUGCAUUCACUGCUUAAAAUAAACGCAUCCUGGCAUGAAUAUGAUCUCUGAAGCCUGAGAUGUACUAAUCUGACCUUAACAAAGCAAGUCAUCCUCCAAUAUAGUGUAUUGUUGGACUGUGGGCAGACUUAACAAAACAAAUACAUCAACUAAUGUAGGAAACCUGUGGUCAAACUGUACAUAAUAUAUAGCUAGAUUCUUUUUAAGUGGUCAGUCUUGUACAAAAAAAAGACAAAAAAGGUUUGCUGUAAAUGGCAAUUAGAGUUAAGAACCCCAUAUAUCUGAAUAUUAUCAUAUUCAGUUAAGAACAAACAUACUCUUUAACUGCUUAAAGUUCAAAUAAUAAACCUUGAACUAUCUGCUUUUGGGAAUAGUACAGUAGAAAACGGAUUGCUGUUGAACGGACAAGAAGCCUGAGUACAUUCUUUCUUUAUUAUCUUUAGACACACUGGCCCAUUUUCACACUCAGUUUGUUAAUCUUGAAUUGUUGCCACUUCAAAUUAAAUUUGGGUGAUAUUAUUUCAUUAUAGACAUAAUAAAAUACCCUCCGACAGUUCCUCUUUUAAAUAAAAAAUGUGAUACUCACCAAGAGGAACUAGCAACAUUGAUGUUGUGACAUACUGUUAUCAGAUUCCUUCCUUCCUGCCUUUUUCUGCUUCUUUUUGAUGAAUACAGUUAUGCUCUGACUGUAGACCAUUUAUUUUGUUGAAAGGAAACUAAACAGAUACAAUUCAGUGUUUAUAUAUACCAUACCUCUUGUCACUCUGACAGCUCUAGUCCAGACAGAGACCUUAAUAUCCGCAUCCCAAAGAGUCUGCUGUGUGCUGCAUGUGUUGAGCUGUACUGUCUGACUCAUAUUCUGCAGCAGUUAAACAAUGGCUGUAUGUGGUGCCUUGCCUUGGUAAGAUGCACACAAUAACUCAAUAUUGGAUGUUUGUUUUUAGAGAAAUGGUUCUUAACAUUAACAGGGAUUGGAAAUGAUUAAUUAAACAGUUGCCAAAUAGUGAAAGGAACAAUGCUUGAUUGAGUAAAAUCAGUUUAAACAUUAGCAUGUAAACAAGGCCCUGAUUCCACUAUUAAUCUGCAGUCAGUCUGUAUAUUCUAAAGUGUUACUGAUGUACAUGUAAAUUGAACUCAUUUGCUUGUUGUCGAGGGAUUGAGUUUUAGGGAAGAGAGCUCCAACAGCCAGUAAAAAAAAAGGAAAUAUAGCAUUUAAACUCAAACAGUGCCCUCACACCCUCUGCUGGUUCCUGCUGGUAUUGCCUCUUGUGACGCACUUUCCAUGGGCCUUUUAAUCUGGAGCUAAUAUAACAAUCACUAAUCUUUUCCAUAGUUUCAUGUGUUUGCCUGGUUACAGUAUUGUAACUGUUAAAAUCUAUGAAGAAGAUGUUACUACAAAAGUCAUGUUUAUUAAAAAACAAAGAAAGCACACCAUUUCAAAAGGGUUAAAUUACCAUCAUUAUAUUUAACUAGGCUGUCUUGUAUUUUAUUUAUAGACACUUGUUUGACACAUUCUUGAGUGCCUUUUGUGCACAACAUCAAUUUUUAUUGGACUUUUAUAUUUACUUUUUUUACUGUGAUAUGUUGUCUAUAAGUUGUCAUGUUUAUUAUAAACUGAUGUUGCUUUUUUAUCUUUACUUUCUACUGCUACUCAGUUGUCAAAACACCAUAAGAAAUGAAGCGUGUACAGAUAUUCCUCUCAUGAAUUAAAGAGUAAUAUUCAUGAAGUGCUCGUCAGUUUUUAAGGAAGAGUUAAAGAAACUACUGUAUAACAAGCUCUACUGGUGAAAUUCAGUAGAAUCAUCUCAGAAUAAUUUUCUCAUUUUUUAGUUUUCCCUGUGAACUGCCUGUGCUGUGGUUGAGCCGUACUCGUCAUUUAGCUCCUUCCCUUCAUUGCAUUAUUGUUGGUAACUCUUUUUACAGAGGUUAUAAGGCACUUAAUGCGCUGUUCUUCUGCCUACAGUACAUGUGACAUUUUUCAAGGAAUGUAUGCUGAAAUGGGUAACACUGUUAAUCUGCUGCCGUGAGAAGAUAAUAAAUUAAUAUUGAAAAAGGACAUCACAGUAAGAGCGCAGACUUUGAUGUUGUGGGACCAGAGUGUGAGUUGCUGUCAUACUGUUUACCUUCUCUUUAAUUGUUUGUCUAGUGAUGCUGUUUGUUGAUGAGUGUCUGGUUGGUUGAAACCUUGUGAUGUAAUGUACACCAUACCACUGACUGGAUGUUGAAAACCCCUGCAUCCAAAUAAAACCAUUAUUGCUCUGUGA